CCUUGCCUAACCUAUAAAAUGUGCAAGUGUUUGACAUUAAUUUUCAUUAGAAAAAUAUUUGAUCUGCAAGGCUGCUUUGGCCAGUGGAUGGUCAAUGGUUUUCCCGUAGUUCCGUGUUUAUAUAGACCAAAAAUGCAGGAUCCGUUAGAAAAUUAUCUAAAAACAGCUCGAAAUGCGCAACAAGACGAGCCACUGAAAAUUAGCAAGGAAAUGCUGGCGACUGCACAACGCAAGAAAGAGUGCGAUAACAGAGCCAUGAAAAUUAUUCACUUUUCCAUCGAGGGCAAGCUGAAGCCUGAAGUUUUUACCAGAUGUCUUCCUUUCAUAAACCAAGCAUACUAUCAAGACAUAGUAGAGGAAAGAGCUGUGGCAAAGCUUUGUGGUUACUCUCUCUGUGGCAAGAGAAUUCCAGAAAUGCCUAAAAAACAGUACUUUAUUUCCACUAAAAGCAACAAAGUGUACGAUAUUACAGAGAGAAAGAACUUCUGUAGCAAUUUCUGCUACAAAGCAAGCAUUCACAUCAAAAAACAGAUUGACAAUAGUCCCUUGUGGCUGAGAAAGUUAGAGGACAUUCCCGAAUACAAACUACUACCGUCAUCAGAAACGGGCUUGCCCGGAGAUGUGAUAGACCAAGGAGUGGUAAAACCAGUGCAAUGCGAAUUGAACUUCACGUCUGUAUCCAGUUUUGCCGAAGCUUCUUUGGGCGAUAUUAAAAAGAAAGGCCCAGAGUCUGGCAAGACUUCGGGCUUUAAAAAGUCAUCCAGAUUAAAAUCCACUAUGCAAACUAUCAAGGAGACUGAAGUUGAAGAGGAAAUCACAGUCGAACACAUGAGCAAGACCGAAAAGACGCAAACUCAGAAAAGAUCGGUUAAAACCAACAAAAUGAACUGUAUCGUCAGUUUGCCUUCCAUAAAGGAAAAUGAGGUGGUUUCAUCGCCCAUAGAAAUCAGUAUUAAACAUCAGGCAAAAAGAAAACCUACUGAUGGCUUUAAAUUAAUUGACAUAGAAGGGGUAAUUCGGAAUGCAGUCGCAGAUUGGAUCACUCUAGACACUUGCAUGUUCGUUCAUGGAGAGGCCAAGGUGAAGAGCGUGUUAAAUGAGAAAAAAAUGGAGAACUACUUUGAGGACUUACACAUCCAAGAAUUGCAACGAGAACAGCAGAUGAAGUACAUGGAAAUAUGCAGGCGUUUGCAAUUUCGAGAGAUGGCCGAUGAGAAAUUUGAUAAGGCCUUAGUGGAGGGACAUAAAUUGAAACCAUUGCCGGAUUUUAAACAGUUGAAAGAAAACACUAUAGACAUGAAAAUCAAGGUGAGAUCAUUUUAUGGUGGAACCAUGUAUGAGCAAACGGAUAAUAAUUUUCCAAGUCAAACAAACAAGUCAAUACAGAAUGCGGAUCUCGAAGAUGGACCGCCGGCCGUUCUGCCUCCGGUUGAUGCAAAUUCCCAAAAACUUAUGCGCAGAAAAAUAUUUUUAACGUCUGCCAGCAAGGCAGUACAGCAACUACUGCAAAUCCUUGGAGCUCCUUCGUUCACACCUAUAAUAGCAGAACUUCAAGCAUUGGCAAGAACCUUUGCCUUGAAGGCCAACAACAUAACAUUCAAGCCUUUAGUGUGGAAUUACAUUGCUGUGGUGCUGCUAGACUUGCUUUCCGUUAAAGAUACGGAUUUGCGAGAGAUACUGCAGGAUUGUAGAUCUCAGGAAUAUAUUCGCAUGCUUUUUGAAGCUCUGCCGAGUAAGAAAAACUUCGUUCCUAGUGUCCUGAGCAAUGUGAUAAACGUAGACUUGUUCGUUGAGCAAUAUAUCACUAAGAACAGCUAGUGAUACUGAUUAUAUGUGAUAAUUUUGGUUGUUGAGCUAAGCGAAUUAAAUUAUAUGUGACCUGGAGAAA
This is a messenger RNA of Dendroctonus ponderosae (mountain pine beetle), 1888 nucleotides long. RefSeq names its product RNA polymerase II subunit B1 CTD phosphatase Rpap2. The coding region runs from base 19 to 1818 and encodes 599 amino acids. The record is from RefSeq and is a predicted model, not a curated record. Gene Ontology annotation, molecular function: RNA polymerase II CTD heptapeptide repeat phosphatase activity; RNA polymerase core enzyme binding. Lineage: Eukaryota; Metazoa; Arthropoda; Insecta; Coleoptera; Curculionidae. Gene Ontology annotation, cellular component: cytoplasm; nucleus. The transcript is spliced from 10 exons.